UCCUACAUUUAAAAAUAUUUGUUAUUAUUACAUGAGUUAUUUUUUCCAGCCUAGUAUAUUUGUGUUUGUUAUAUCCUCUUAGGCAAGUGUAAAUUCAUAUUGGUUAAACCUCUAAAUAAGUAUAUUUAUGAAUAAUACAGCAAGCACCAUCCUUAUGUUUUUCACUAUAUGUACUUCUUUGAAGUGUUGACAUAUGAAAAUUAUUAGUCUUUAGAGAAUGUUAACUGUUGGAUUCCACAAGGCAUUUACAUUAUAAGUGCUCUAAUAAGUUUUUGUCAAAAAACACUCAUUAGUAUUCUAAAAUGUAGAUAAAUGAUACAUGUCUAGCGGUUUUCAAAGGCAUGCUAGCUAAUUUAUCAUGCUUUCUCUUUCAAAUAGUUUUUAAAGAGUACUCUGCUUAUUCCAGUCCCCCCUUUAAAAUCUUUUAAAAUUGUGAAUAACCUAUUAACUCUGAGCAUUUUAUUAAAAUCCAAAAAAUGUAAAGGAGUCUAUGUCUUUGUCCUUGAUCAACUUUUAGAAACUUCAAAUAUAGCUUGGUUUGGCUGUUUUUUAAAAACGUUUUCUGGAGCAUUUAGGAUUCACUUAGAAAAAAGUCUUUAGGGAGAAAAAUGUAUCCAGCACCACUCAGUAUAUUUUUUGCACUGACUACUUCUGUUUUCCCCCUCCCUAGACUUUCCAAUGCUUUUUAAUAAAGGUGCUUGAGUUAUGUUUCCCAACAGCUCCCUCCUUUAUCAUGUGAUUCACACAAUCACCAGAACAUUAUAGAUUCUUAAGAAAAUGUUUGAAUGAUCGAAAGAAAAGUAUUUUACUGUGAUAUAUUGAUAUUUAAAUAAACGAAAAUACUUAAAACAUUUUGAUGGAAUCAAAUACUCCUAGGUGUACAAUGAAUUAUAGUUUUAUUAUUAAUUGAAUUGGUCACCAUUAUUCAAACAUGGAGUUAUCAUUCUAAUGUCGCUUUCCUUCAACAUAUUUUUCCUUUUUCUCUUCCUGCUUAAAUUGAGCCUCCUCUCCUGUCCACUGACUUAAGGAAUACAGAUGGAGACAUUGUAGUUUUUUAUUUUAUUACUUUAAUUUCCUUCCAUAGUUCCCUAAAUGACUCACCGAACUGUUUUCAUUUCUUGCAGUUUACUUUCUGAUCCACAUAUUAAAACAAAUUUUAAUUCUUAAUGUUACUCAGUCUGUCUUACAUUUUUAUAUUAUUUUUAUAUACAUUUGAAUGAGUUAUCCUAUCAAAAUUAUAGUAUUAAUUUUGAAGUUCUCGUUUUGAGAUUAGCAGUUGUGUAGAGCAUAUGUUGGUAUCAAAAGUCUCUGAUCAACAAACUCAUUACCUUUAGGAUUUUGGAUAUAUCACACAAUUUCUCUUCUUCUACCCCAAAUGAUAGCAGGUAUUUGAAUAGCUUGCAGUUAUACUCAAUAUAAAGACAUAAAAGUGAAGUUGCUGUUAUUUUUAGUAUCACUAGUGUUAAAGCAAACAUUCAGCAUUCUUGAUAAUUGCGUAAAGUACAAAAGAGGCUACAUUGAACACAUAUUUGCACUGUUUAUUUCUCUACCUACAACCUUGCAAUGGCUCCCUUUUGUUCUUAGAAUAAAAUCCAAGCACCCAUUAUUUGGCCCUGGCCUACUUUUCAGCCUUCCCUUUCCACUUACUCUUAGGACAUUAAGUUUUGUAUUUACUGUCCUUCCUUCAUUAUCUCUAAUAACUAUGCUUUACUCUUUCAGGACCCUCACACAUUCUACAGAUUUAGCCUGGCACACUUUUCCUGUAUCAUGUUUCAGAUUAAAUGGUACAUGUUGGGAGAAACUAUCUUAAUCCCUCUCCAUGAAGUUAGGUUCCUGUAUUGCAUAAGUUCAGUGAAAUCAGUACCUUUUCUAUGUAGCACUUUUCACAAUGUUUAAACAUCUGUUUAAAGACCGUACACCUACUAGAUGGAAAAUUGUUAUAAGAAAUACAGACAUUGUCUGUCUUGUUACUGCUACUUGCCUAACUUCUACAAACUCAACAAUUAUUUGUGAGAAUAAGUUAAUACAGAUGAAUAAUUGUAAAUUUGCUCUGAAAUAAGAAGAUAAAACACUCUAAGUAUUCCUUGAGUGUGAUGAUGUGGAAGAAAUUAGGCAUUCGUAGCCCUCUGGAUCUACCCCUGACAUGAUAUAUUUUCUUUUUUACUACCUUGCAGGAGGUGUCUUUUCUUUGUAUUUUUCUGGUGUAUGCAGUUCCUGCUCAUUUCACAAAGUUUAGGGAAAAAAGACAAACAUAAAUAGGAUAGUGAAGCAUACUAUCAUUUAGAGCAAAAUCUUUUUAAGUUUGUGUGUAAUUAUUACAGAAGAGGAGGGGUAGUCUAGUAUGUGUACACUUCUGAAAAAUCAUGUAAAUGAGGACUCUACGAAGACCAAUCACUGCUUUUAGAUAAGAGCGCAUUUUAUUUCCCUAGACAGCAUUUAUUUAAUUCACAUAACACGAGAUACUCCUCCAGUAGCAUCAACUAGGAUUGAUAAGAAUAAACAGUAAAACAGAAACACCUUCUCCAAGAUUUUGAAUCUGCAAGCGAACGCAUGGUGGCGCUGUUGACUAAGAAGGCGAAUUAAACCACAGGCAUUGUGAUUCUCGGUGACGCACGUAUCCUGCGUGGUAAACCAGGGGUUAUGAGCCCAGGCAGAUUUUUGAGCAAGCAAAUGUGAGCCUCUGGAAAGGCUUCUUCGCUAGGUCGUCUGCAAAGGUUGUGGGGCAAAAUACUGUUUUCCAGCGCUGUCUGAGGUUCAUCUUGGUGACAUUCCCUGGAAGAACGUGACAGAAAGAAAGUGCAAUGGAGGCCGGAGGAGAGCGAUUUCUUAGACAAAGGCAAGUCCUGCUUCUCUUUGUUCUUCUGGGUGGGUCUCUGGCUGGGUCCGCGUCAAGACGCUAUUCGGUGGCUGAGGAAAAAGAGAAGGGCUUUUUAAUAGCCAACCUAGCAAAGGAUCUGGAGCUCAGGGUAGAGGAACUGGCAGCGAGGGGGGCCCAAGUUGUAUCCAAAGGCAACAAACAGCAUUUUCAGCUCAGUCAUCAGACAGGUGAUUUGCUACUGAAUGAGAAAUUGGACAGGGAGGAGAUAUGCGGCCCCACAGAACCAUGCAUACUGCAUUUUCAGAUAUUACUGCAAAACCCUUUGCAGUUUGUUACAAACGAGCUCCACAUCAUAGAUAUAAAUGACCAUUCUCCGGUAUUCUUUGAAAAUGAAAUGCAUCUGAAAAUCCUAGAAAGCACUCUACCAGGAACAGUAAUUCCUUUGGGAAAUGCUGAGGACUUGGAUGUGGGAAGAAACAGCCUCCAAAACUACACUAUCUUUCCGAAUUCUCACUUCCACGUACUCACUCGCAGUCGUAGGGACGGAAGGAAGUACCCAGAACUAGUACUGGACAAAGCGCUGGAUCGGGAGGAGCAGCCGGAACUCAGCUUAACGCUCACUGCGCUGGACGGCGGCGCUCCGCCUCGGUCUGGGACAGCCCAGAUCAACAUCCAGGUCUUAGACAUAAACGACAAUGCACCAGAAUUUGCACUGCCUCUCUAUGAGGUUACAGUUCUAGAGAAUACCCCCGUUAACUCUGUCAUUGUCACUGUCUCGGCUUCUGACUUAGAUACGGGAAGUUUUGGGACAAUAUCGUACGCAUUUUUUCAUGCUUCUGAAGAAAUUCGCAAAACUUUUCAACUAAAUCCAAUUACUGGUGAUAUGCAACUAGUCAAAUAUUUGAAUUUUGAAGCGAUUAAUAGUUAUGAAGUCGACAUUGAGGCGAAGGAUGGCGGAGGCCUAUCUGGAAAGUCUACAGUUGUAGUCCAGGUGGUUGAUGUCAAUGACAACCCACCAGAACUGACCUUGUCGUCAGUAAACAGCCCUGUCCCCGAGAACUCGGCAGAGACUGUACUGGCUGUUUUCAGUGUUUCUGACCUAGACUCUGGAGACAACGGAAGAGUGAGGUGUUCCAUUGAGAACAAUCUCCCCUUCGUCCUGAAACCAUCUGUAGAGAACUUUUACACCCUAGUGUCAGAAGGAGCGUUGGACAGAGAGACCAGAUCCGAGUACAACGUCACCAUCACCGUCACAGACUUGGGAACACCCAGGCUGAAAACCGAGUACAACAUAACCGUGCUGGUCUCCGACGUCAAUGACAACGCCCCUGCCUUCACACAAACCUCCUACACCCUGUUCGUCCGCGAGAACAACAGCCCCGCCCUGCACAUCGGCAGCGUCAGCGCCACAGACAGAGACUCAGGCACCAACGCACAGGUCACCUACUCGCUGCUGCCGCCCCAGGACCCGCACCUGGCCCUCGCCUCCCUGGUCUCCAUCAACGCGGACAACGGACACCUGUUCGCCCUCCGGUCGCUGGACUACGAGGCCCUGCAGGCGUUCGAGUUCCGCGUGGGCGCCACAGACCGCGGCUCCCCGGCGCUGAGCAGCGAGGCGCUGGUGCGCGUGCUGGUGCUGGACGCCAACGACAACUCGCCCUUCGUGCUGUACCCGCUGCAGAACGGCUCCGCGCCCUGCACCGAGCUGGUGCCCCGGGCGGCCGAGCCGGGCUACCUGGUGACCAAGGUGGUGGCGGUGGACGGCGACUCGGGCCAGAACGCCUGGCUGUCGUUCCAGCUGCUCAAGGCCACGGAGCCCGGGCUGUUCGGCGUGUGGGCGCACAAUGGCGAGAUGCGCACCGCCAGGCUGCUGAGCGAGCGCGACGCGGCCAAGCACAGGCUGCUGGUGCUGGUCAAGGACAAUGGCGAGCCUCCGCGCUCGGCCACCGCUACGCUGCACGUGCUCCUGGUGGACGGCUUCUCCCAGCCCUACCUGCCGCUCCCGGAGGCGGCCCCGGCCCAGGCCCAGGCCGACUCGCUCACCGUCUACCUGGUGGUGGCGUUGGCCUCGGUGUCGUCGCUCUUCCUGUUCUCGGUGCUCCUGUUCGUGGCGGUGCGGCUGUGCAGGAGGAGCAGGGCGGCCUCGGUGGGUGGCUGCUCGGUGCCCGAGGGCCCGUUUCCAGGGCAUCUGGUGGACGUGAGCGGCACCGGGACCCUGUCCCAGAGCUACCAGUACGAGGUGUGUCUGUCGGGAGGUUCUGGGACAAAUGAGUUCAAGUUCCUGAAGCCGAUUAUCCCCAACUUCCUUGCUCAGGGUGCAGAGAGGGUUAGCGAGGCAAACCCCAGUUUCAGGAACAGCUUUGAAUUCAGUUAAGUGUUAAUAAGGUUCUAUUGAGCCUCAUCUCAGUUUUUCCGUGGAAAGUUCUUUUCUUACUGUUUUGCCCAUUGUUGAGGUCUCUUUUGGUCUGGUUCAAGGCGAGUAGCAGGAGCAGAGCAAAAUUCCAAAUCCAGGAAUGGCUUAGGUUUCAUUAACAGAAGGACUGAAAAAGUUGUUGUUUGGCUCUGAAUGUUUUGUAUUUCAAUCAAGAAUCCUUAGUCGAUAGAACAUUUUGUUUAUAUAUUGAUUCUGCUUUUUCUGUAGUUAAUCCACGCAUGUUCUCUCCUUCCGCCCUAGCUUGCCAUGCAGUCUUAACUCCUCCUUCUUUUUUUCUAAUGGGGAGCAAAAAGAAAUUCAUUUUCUUUUAAUGGUGAUUUCAAAUAGCUUUUUAAAGUAACUCAUUUCAAAUUUUAUAUUAUAAAAUAAUGUAGAGAGAGUUCCAAACCACCAAUUUUAUAAUUUCACUUGUGAAUAUAUUAGUAUAAUGUGUUGUAUAUAAUAUGUCCAAAGCAGUUAUGUCUAUGGUUAACGAAGUUUUGAGAAUAGACGAGAAUGUGUUUUAAGAUAUAGUAAUAUAUUAUCUUUUUAGGAACAUAGUACUCAAAUGAAAGUAAUUUAGUUCGUUUUCUGUGUUUACAUUUGCAAUUAAUAUUUCAAUAUUUUAUGUGCUUAUAUUGGCCAAAAUAUGGACACAAAUAUAGACCAGUAUGAAUAAUUACUGUUUGGUUUAUCUAAAGUCUGUUCAUGAUGACUGAGGAAAAAAUUAAACCUAUGCCAUUUUAAAAACU
Molecule: messenger RNA, 5983 nt
Organism: Callithrix jacchus (white-tufted-ear marmoset)
Lineage: Eukaryota; Metazoa; Chordata; Mammalia; Primates; Cebidae
Gene: PCDHB3
Product: protocadherin beta 3
Biological process (GO): homophilic cell-cell adhesion
Cellular component (GO): plasma membrane
Molecular function (GO): calcium ion binding
Source: RefSeq, a predicted model, not a curated record